Molecule: messenger RNA, 147 nt
Organism: Dentiscutata erythropus
Lineage: Eukaryota; Fungi; Glomeromycota; Glomeromycetes; Diversisporales; Gigasporaceae
Source: the annotation of a GenBank genome assembly
AUGUCAUUACCCUCGACAAGUACCGCUGAUGCCAAAAAUGAACAAGCAAAUAUGGUCUAUAAUUUUGACUGGUCAUCAACUUCACUUGGCCCUAUAGACUUAUGGGAACCUGCUAUCAAAACUGCUAUGGCUCAUCCAUAUGGUUAA